Prorocentrum cordatum is the source of this 597-nucleotide messenger RNA. NCBI's taxonomy places the organism in Eukaryota, Dinophyceae, Prorocentrales, Prorocentraceae. The record is from the annotation of a GenBank genome assembly.
AUGAAGAAGUUGAAGCAAAACAUUGUUGAUGAGAAAGCUGCGGAGGAACUCGCCGCAGGAGGGAAAGGCAAGGCCAAGGGGGAAGGCAAGCCACCUCCUGCGCCGCCAGCGAAGAAGUACCCGCCGAAGGUAGAGCUCCCCGAUGACCUUAGCAAGGAGGUGAUCGCCGAGUACCUGCCCCUAGGCAACAAGAUCGGCCUGGGCGAGUUGGACCAGUGCUGGCGGCUGACAAGCUACGACAAGCAGUUCACGAGGUCUUUCAACCUUUUUUACGCCGAAAGAUAUUUUGGCUCGAAGCUCGCCAAAUGUUCUGGCGACCCUGGCGGCCUGGACGCGCUGCCUAUGGACAGGUGGAGACUCCUCGUUUGCGCUGGUAGCGCAGCUGGGCUGGCUGCAGUCUGCUACUUUCUGCUACGACCUGAUGAGGAGGUGACCUGCGUCUUCGCCGACGCGCGUUCCAGCGGGCAGCUGCUGUGCAGGGUGAAGGCGCCGCGGCGGGCGAGCGGAGCGCACCUGCGAAGGCUGGGCGUCGCCGCCCCCGCCGCCGUCGUGGCCACUGCGCUCUUCGAGUCGGACAUCACGGGGAGGGGCGGGUAA